UGUCACUUUUGCCGCUGUAAAGGAGAAACAGGCAGUACUUGCAGACAGAUGAUUUGAAAUGUUUUAUAACUGAAUGUGUUUAAGUGGAUUAUGUCUGAGUAAUUAUAAAUGCAAUAAACCAAAGACAAGCAUGAUAAAUGAUGCUAGUUUCUGAUAUGCUGCACUGCUACAGUGGUAACCUAAACGUGAAGCAUCUCUAAUGGAUCACUUGGGAUCGUAACAUGAAGUAUCUCUAAUGGAUUACUUGGGGUUGCAUGCUUUGUUCCAUCUGCUCAUCAUUAUUCAUGAUACAGGUUUUGUAAUAAGUGACACACUACAUCACGUCAGUGGAGUAGAGGGACAUGCAGUUAUCCUGAGUGCCCCAGUUGCAGAAGGAACAGAAGUCCGAAGCAUUGAUUGGAGAUAUAGAAGGCUACACGUGGAGUCAAAAAUUGCAUCCUUUAUUCACGGACACAUAACAACAGAUGAGGAUGAUCACUUCAGCUCCCGACUUUUGUUGAAUACUACUGCCUUCUUUCUGAAGAUAGAACCAUUGCAUCUAGAAGACAGCGGGCAAUAUGUUGCUGAAAUUUUUCUAAAAAAUGCACAUAAAUAUAUUCAAAGCUUUAAUCUCACAGUGUAUGUGAACAUUUCAAAUGUAUUUUUAAAGAAGACAUCAGAAAGUACUGACUGUUUACCAGAAAAUUCAGAGAAAUGGACUAAUAUCUCAUCUCAACAAAACUGUAGUUUUAUCCUGGAAUGCUGGGUGGAGAAAGGAAACCACAUAACUUUCUAUUGGCAGAAGAAUGGUACAAAUGUCACUGAUGGGAUCAGCAAAUGUUCAUCUUACUCUUACUGUUCACUGCUGGAAGCACCUAUAAUGGAAUACUGUAGUACCAGUUACAGUUGUACAGCUAACAAUGCUGUCAGUACCAAAACAAGAUACAUUGUUGCUUGUUUCACAGGACAACUGACAUGGGAUCAUAAUGGCAGUAUACAUAUUAGUGGAUUAAUUAUUGGAAUCAUUGUUCUGUUUGUGGUUGUCUUAAUUAUAAUUCUAUUGAUUUGCCUGAAGAUAAUCAAGAAAAGAAAAAGAAGUUCCAUCAGUGAAUAUGAAAACUGGAUUCCACUACGUAAUAAUCGAGUAAAGGAAAAGGACAGACGUCAAUCAGCAGCCUACAAGGAGGUUCGAUAUAAUUCUGACCAUGCAAAAAAAGUAAAAGGAAAAAAAAAUAUGAAAAGUGAAUAUGAAAACUGGAUUCCACCACGUAAUAAUCGAGUAAAGGAAAAGGACAGUCGUCAAUCAUCAGCCUGUGAAGAAGAGCGAUAUAAUUUUGAAAAUCCAAAAAACUUAAAAGAGAAAAAAUAUAAAAUGAGAGUCACUGUAUAAUGGCCCAGACAUUGUUUUCACACUGUUGAUUUAUAGAACAUUGUUUUCACACUGUUGAUUUAUAGAACAUUGCUUUCACACUGUUGAUUUAUAGAACAUUGCUUUCACACUGUUGAUUUAUAGAAUAUUGUUUUCACACUGUUGAUUUAUAGAACAUUGUUUUCACACUGUUGAUUUAUAGAACAUUGCUUUCACACGUUUAAUUUAUAGAAUAUUGUUUUCACACUGUUGAUUUAUAGAACGUCUAUGGAGAGCAAAUCUCCUUAAAUUGUCAUUUUCUUUUUGUGAUUAGCUGUAUUUCAUACACUGCAAGGAAUUGCAUCACUUCCCAACUCAUUUAGCAUUUCUGAUGUCAUGGCCUCCUAUUUCCAACAUCUGUGACUGAAGUUAACAUAAAAUUUGCAUAUUUAAAAUUCAUCCUCCUUCUUAAAGAUUAAAUAACCACUGUCUGUGAAAAUGAAGGUACCAAUAUAAAAUGUUCAGUGAAAGUA
Protopterus annectens (West African lungfish) is the source of this 1860-nucleotide messenger RNA. Its product is annotated as SLAM family member 9-like. The record is from RefSeq and is a predicted model, not a curated record. Bases 236 to 1369 code for a protein of 377 amino acids. The transcript is spliced from 6 exons. NCBI's taxonomy places the organism in Eukaryota, Metazoa, Chordata, Ceratodontiformes, Protopteridae.